UCUGUGAAAGGUCAAGUCUGGCAGUGACGUCACGCUGUCUGCUCCGAGGCCCCGCCCCGCUCGCCAAACCCCGCCCCCCGCCGGUUCCCAGCCAACUUGGACUUGAAUGAGCCGCGCGCCGCAGACGGCUGGAAAGUAGUACGAACCGUCUGGGAAUAACACCGGGAAUAACACCGGGAAUACUGGAGCACGGCGGCCGGACGGCGGGACGGGGGCGGCGGGACGGAGGCCAAAGGAAAGCCGCUCCUGGAAGAAAGAAGCGUCGCUGAGGGAAGAAGAAAAGCCUGCGUCAAUGUUUUCAUUCGACAGCGCGCCGUGAAGCGAUCGCGUCCGUCCGUUUUCCGCGAGGUCUCCUCAACGUUCAGCUUCAUGGGUCUGACGAACGGAACCACCGACACCCACACCAAUGUCUCCUGUACAUGUAACUGCAAGAGAUCCACUUCAUUCCAGAGCAUGGCGAUCACCCAGCUGGAGUUUGUUCAGAUUCUGGUGAUCGUGGUGGUGAUGAUGAUGAUGGUGGUGGUCAUCACGUGUCUGCUGAAUCACUACAGACUGUCUGCUCGAUCUCUCAUCUCCCGCCACGGACGAGCGCACAGACGACACCUGCCCCUGCCGUCGGAGGGCGGUCUGUGGUCCUCUGAUGCUCCCAGCUCUUCUAGUGAGGUCUACGCUCCGGACCGGGUGCCGGCGUAUCUCCAGCGCGAGCGUCUCUCACGCUUCCAGCCCACCUUCCCGUACCUGCCUCACGCCAUCAUCGACCUCCCGCCCACCAUCUCCCUGUCGGACGGAGAGGAGCCUCCGCCGUACCAGGGCCCCUGCUCCCUUCAGCUGAGGGACCCCGAGCAGCAGCUGGAGCUGAACCGGGAGUCGGUCCGAGCGCCGCCCAACCGCACCGUGUUCGACGGGCCGCUGGUCUCCGCUCCGCCGGCCUACAGCGAGGUCAUCGGUCACUUCUACCACCCCGACGCUCUGGUGCAGGGCCCCAUCCACAGCAGCCCCGGGGACGGCAGAAACACACGCAGCAAAGACAAAGCCAAAGCCCAGCACGUCUGACGCUCCUCUCCCGGCCUCCUUUAUAGCAGAAAAGCUGAUCUCACAAUCGCACGCGCUCCUAGGGUUCGGGUUCCGCCGGUUCCCAGGUUCCUUUCAGACACUCAGAUAUCAAGCGUAGCGGUGUCUCACAGAAACAUCAACAGGAAUAGACAAAUCAAAAUUACAUUUAUGCCAAAAAUCAUUAGGAUAUUAAGUAAAGAUGUCUCACCAUAAAUAUAUCAAAACUUUAUUUGGACAACUUUAAAGGAGAUUUUCUCAAUAUUUAGAUUUUCAGACAGA
Molecule: messenger RNA, 1332 nt
Organism: Puntigrus tetrazona (Sumatra barb)
Lineage: Eukaryota; Metazoa; Chordata; Actinopteri; Cypriniformes; Cyprinidae
Gene: pmepa1
Product: prostate transmembrane protein, androgen induced 1
Exons: 4
Coding region: 370-1053 (227 amino acids)
Biological process (GO): negative regulation of transforming growth factor beta receptor signaling pathway
Cellular component (GO): Golgi membrane; early endosome membrane
Molecular function (GO): R-SMAD binding
Source: RefSeq, a predicted model, not a curated record